AUAUCCGAAACCUGGUCUUUUCUGCGUAUAUCCCGGCGUUCUCUCUCUCCGUGUAAUAGUUACCAGCACAUAGUGGAUUACAUCGACACGCAGUCCGAGUCGUACUUACAGGAGGAGCUGAAGAUCAAGCGCUCGCUCCAUAACUACCUCGACUCCAGGAUCCACGCGUGUCUGUACUUCAUCGCUCCGUCCGGACACUCGCUCAAAUCCCUAGACCUGGUCACUAUGAAGAAACUGGACAGCAAGGUCAACAUCAUCCCCGUCAUCGUUAAAGCCGACACCAUCUCCAAGAGCGAGCUGCACAAGUUCAAGAUCAUGAGCGAGCUGGUGAGCAACGGCGUGCAGAUCUACCAGUUUCCCAUCGACGACGAGACCGUGGCCAACAUCAACACCGCCAUGAACGGUCAUCUUCCGUUCGCCGUCGUCGGCAGCAGCACAGAGGAGCUGAACAUCGGGAACAGUAUCCCUGGGGCGUCGUGCAGGGUGAGCCUGACAGGAAGUGACAGGACAGGACAGGAAGUGACCUCAUGAGUGACACCUGAAGCCACCAACCGCUGCUCCUUUAGAGUACUCAACAAUA
This is a messenger RNA of Sinocyclocheilus grahami, 580 nucleotides long. RefSeq names its product septin-8-like. The transcript has 3 exons. The annotation marks the transcript as partial. The record is from RefSeq and is a predicted model, not a curated record. Lineage: Eukaryota; Metazoa; Chordata; Actinopteri; Cypriniformes; Cyprinidae. Gene Ontology annotation, molecular function: GTP binding.